Cyprinus carpio (common carp) is the source of this 1398-nucleotide messenger RNA. Its product is annotated as CWF19 like cell cycle control factor 1. Gene Ontology annotation, cellular component: post-mRNA release spliceosomal complex. Gene Ontology annotation, biological process: mRNA splicing, via spliceosome. NCBI's taxonomy places the organism in Eukaryota, Metazoa, Chordata, Actinopteri, Cypriniformes, Cyprinidae. The record is from RefSeq and is a predicted model, not a curated record. Gene Ontology annotation, molecular function: RNA lariat debranching enzyme activator activity.
AUGGAAGACAAGCCUUUACGAGUACUCGCAUGUGGUGACGUUGAAGGAAGAAUAAAUGCUUUGUUCAACCGGUUGUUGCUGUGUGUUGGUGAAUUUUUUGGAACUUCUCCUGAGGCGGAGGCAGAAUGGGAGGCAUACAAAUCUGGUGCAAAAAAGGCACCCAUUCACACAUAUAUUCUCGGCGCAGCCAGCCAAGAGACUGUGAAGUAUCUCCCAAACUCUGAUGGCUGCGAGUUGGCAGAAAACAUCACAUGUUUGGGGCGAAGAGGUUUCACUGGGGCAUCGGGGCUUCAGAUUGCCUAUGUCAGUGGCAGAGAGGCUCAGCAGGAACCUGCUCCCUCACACUGCUUCACCUCUAAAGAUAUCAUUGGCCUGGCGGCCCCACUGCUGUCUAACUCCAAAUUUCGAGGAGUGGACAUUCUCCUGACCUCCCAGUGGCCUCGAGGCGUAUGGCAGUAUGGAAACAGUCCCGAAACUGAUACAAGGUUUUGUGGGGUUUCGUCCAUCGCAGAUCUCGCUGACAAACUGAAGCCCCGCUACCAUUUUGCGGGACUGGAAGCGGUCCAUUACGAGAGGCUGCCUUACAGGAAUCAUGUAGUCCUUCAAGAGAAUGCUCAGCAUGUCAGUAGAUUCAUCGCCCUGGCAACAGUCAACAAUCCUGCCAAGAAGAAGUAUUUGUAUGCAUUCAACAUUGUCCCGAUGAAAAACAUGGACCCCGCAGAGUUAGUCAAGCAGCCUCAGGAUGUCACAGAAAAUCCCUACAGGAAACCUACGAAAGAUGGGAGGAAAGAAAAACCGCCACCCUCUAUGACAGCCGCGGAGGAGGAACCAGUAUCCCAGUUCUUUUUUGAUCUGGGCCAAAAGAAGCCACAGCACCAGCAACGUCACCAUGACAGGAAGAGACAAACAGAUGGAGACAGACCGAAUUACCCCAAACAGCCCCGAAGACCCCCACAGCCCACCGGACCCUGUUGGUUCUGCCUUGCAAGUCCAGAAGUCGAGAAGCACUUGGUCAUAAGCAUUGGAACACAUUGUUACAUGGCUCUCGCUAAGGGUGGUCUCACCCCCGACCAUGUUCUCCUGCUGCCCAUCGGGCAUUACCAGUCAGUGGUGGAUUUGGCAUCGGAGGUGGUUGAAGAGAUGGAGAAAUACAAGAGUGCCGUCAAGAAGUUCUGUAAAAGCAGAGCGCAGCGGUGCAUCAUGUUUGAGAGGAACUACCGUAGCCAGCACCUUCAACUACAGGUAGUGCCGGUGUCCAUGGAGAAGUGCAGUACAGAAGACAUCAAGGAGGCGUUCAUGACGCAAGCUGAAGAGCAGCAGAUGGAACUGAUGGAGAUUCCAGCUCAUACAGACCUCAAACAGGUACCUUCCAUCUGAGUCCAUCUCAGACUGAAAACA